AUGUUCGACAUCUUUGCCAUGCUGCUAUCCUCCGUCGCGUCCUUUCUCUUCCCCAUAUUCGCAUCGUACAAGGCCCUCAAGACGUCUGAUCCGGCGCAGCUCACGCCCUGGCUCAUGUACUGGGUUGUCUUCAGCUGCUGCCUCCUGGUCGAGUCGUGGUUCAACUUUAUCCUCUUCUGGAUUCCCUUCUACGGAUACAUCCGACUCCUCUUCUUCCUCUACCUCAUCUUGCCCCAGACGCAAGGGGCCCGCGUCCUCUACGAAGAAAAGAUCCAUCCGUUCCUCGAGGACAAUGAAAACAGUAUCGAUGAGUUCAUCGCCAGCUCCCACCGUCGCCUCAAGGCCGCGGGAAGUACGUAUUUCCGCCAGGCCAUCGAAUACCUCAAGACCAACAUCCUCGGCCUUCCACCGACCGAGCAGCCACCCGUCCAGGAGACGCCAGGCCCUCAGGGUUACACGCAAUCCCUCCUCGCCAGAUUUAGCGUGCCAACGACGCGGUGGGGAGGCGUGAACACUGGCAGCGAGUUUUACAACUUCCUUGCUAAUGCAGUCACGGCCGCGGCGGGCGCUGGAACCGGCCCGACUACUACCGGCGCAUCUCGCUCCGGGUCGCUGAUCCCGCCGAAUCUGCGGGGUGAAGCCGAGAAAAUGAACUACCUUGCCGCCCAGCGCGAGCGCAUUAAGAUGGCGCUUUCGGCGCUCGACCGGGAGGAACAGGAGCUACAGCGUGGUGGUCGCGGAGCGUUCCCCGGCGCAUUCGCGAGUAGCGCCAACGCCGAGGACGACGAGCCCACGCAGCGACCCGCCAGCGGCCUAAGCAAGAGCCGCAGCGAGACAGACUUUGAGAAAGUAGAGGCUGAAAGUGGAACCGAAGACGAAGGUAAUCUUCGCCGCCGGCAGCCAACAAGCGGGACGUGGAUGCCCUGGGGCUGGGGUGCUAGCCCUGACACAGGCACGAGCUCGGCGCGGGAGGAUUAG
Messenger RNA from Purpureocillium lilacinum, 978 nucleotides. RefSeq lists its product as uncharacterized. Lineage: Eukaryota; Fungi; Ascomycota; Sordariomycetes; Hypocreales; Ophiocordycipitaceae. The record is from RefSeq and is a predicted model, not a curated record.